AUGGCGCCUCCGCUCAAGAGGAUUCGCGACGUUAUUCGCAGUUUCAUCGAAAGAGAUAAAACAGAAGACGCUGAGCUAUUGAAAUUGGCCAAGGAUCUUGAAAAAGAAGCCCCACUCCCCAGUCUCGCCAUCUCGUCCCUGAAUUUAGGAGAUGUUCAAGUCAUUCUAAAUCUAAAGUUCAUUCGAACCGACCCAGAACUCAGCCUUGUCCCAUCGAUCCCACUCACCCCCGCACUCAAUGACCAGAUCGAGCUGAUAGAUGAAGUUCUCAAUAAUAGUGUUUCGAAUGAAGCCAGCAUUCGAUGGAAACUCAAUGCCUUGAUGAUGCACGCUCACCGGAUGGCCACGGCGGACAAAACCGCUUCCAACCAACCAAUCAGUAUUCAGACUGAAUCGCUUUUCUCCAUGGGGCCAGUAGUGCAUGAUGAACAACAGUGGACUCUCACAGGACGACCCGAUUACACGGUCUGGUAUGGAAACAAGGAUCAUGUGUCCCUGAAUGUGGUCGUAGUUGAAGCAAAAUGUCAGCAAAGGGGGUUGACCGGCCUUCCCCAAGCGCUCGCGUAUAUGGGUGUUGUCCAUCACCAACGCAAAAAGCUCGGCAAGCGUGACUCUACCGUUUAUGGUGUCACCUGCGAUGAUGUUGAAUUUCGAUUUUUGAAGUUGAAUGAUAAUUCGGAAUGGUCAGAGAAGCACGUCACAGCGCGUGAACAGCAGUAUGAGCAAGCCUUCGGUCUCCUUGUUUUUCUUAUGAAGAAAGCACUUUCACUCUCCCCGAUUCACUCAAAAGAAUCUUCUGCUCAGACAUAUGAUACGCAAGGAUCGAGUCAUGCCUUGGGAUCGCAUGCUGAAGACCUUAUGGAUGAGCAAGAGUAG
Molecule: messenger RNA, 876 nt
Organism: Penicillium riverlandense
Lineage: Eukaryota; Fungi; Ascomycota; Eurotiomycetes; Eurotiales; Aspergillaceae
Exons: 4
Coding region: 1-876 (291 amino acids)
Source: RefSeq, a predicted model, not a curated record